ACAGGGGGGACAUGAGCGCAGCUGUUUGGCCAGCAGCCUGCUUCAUGUACUGCUUCCCCUUAACCCUGGGGAUACUCGGAAUCCAAAGUCAGACCACCCGCGCCGGCCCCUGGAGCUCCGCGGUGAUUGCUGUCUCAUGAAAUAUUAACGGACCCUCCACCGUCUGCGUUUGAUCAGGGGGUGGCUCUCAGGCCAGAAGGCACCGUGGGGAAGGAGCGCUGGCCGAGUCUGGGCGCACGGCAAGUAGCCAGCUGCAGACGCUGGUGGGUCUCUGCUUCCGUGGCCUGCGGCGGGCACCUGUGGCGUGCCGGGGCGCGGGACUCUGAGAAUGCAGCAGGGGCAGGGCGGGCGCCUCCUCUGGGAGAGAGCCCCGAGCUGGCCGCCGCGCCCCCAGGGCUACCCACUCCGAGGUGCCAGCUGCUUUGGAGGAAGGCCCCGACCACCUACCGAAGUGUCUUGGGAACUCCAUCAAGCGGUGCCCAAUGCAGGGGGUUCUGACACCCUGUGCCUCUGAUGGGCUCUGGCAGCAAGCUGCGCAGGGACCUCCAGCGGGUGGGGUCCUGAGACGGGGGCUCUGGGGGCCGCUCCUUUGUGGGGAGGCAGGGCAGAUAAAGGCCGGGCCCCAGCAGAGGGCAUCAGGGACGGGAGUCUGGGCACUAGGUGGGGUGGUCAGUGAGCCAGCAGAGGUGCAGGGCCCAGGAGUGGCUGGGGGGCCUGGUGGGCCGGUGUCAGGGAAGGAGAGGGCAGUGGCCUUUGGGAGGUGAGGGCACAGUGGGGGUGAUGUGGACCUUCAGGAAAGCUGGGAUCACCUGCUGUUGUUGUCCAUGGGGGCGGGGAGUCAAUCCUUAUCCUUCCCCCAGCCAGGAGGGCUGAGAAGGGGCAGUCCCACCAGGGUGGAGUUAGGACAUCUGUGGGCCCCACAGCCAGCACCUGCCACAGGGGUGCCGUCAGGUCAGAUCUUUUCUGCCCCCUGGGCUCUGCCUUAAGGGGAGUGGUCUCCGGGCUUCGGGGACUUCCUGGAAGACGGUAGCUGCAGGAAUCUCAGCGGAGGAGCGCCCUGAGGUCUGUAGGCCCUCCGUGGUGUGUUUCCAGAACCUUCAGCCUCUCCAGCUGGAGUAAAGGCAUCCUGGGGGAGGGCGGAGGCAGCCCUCACGAUGGAGCCCCCAGCCCUGAGGAAAGCCGGCUCCAAGCAGGAGGAGGGCUUCGGGGUGCCGCCCAGGAGGGUCGCUGACCCGGGCGUGGUCCCCAAUCUCCGGCGCAGUAACAGCAGUCUGUGCAAGGUCAGGAGGUCGCAGAACCUGUUCGGCAACAGUGAGAAGCAAGAAAACCUCAGCUCGUGGAUCCCUGAAAACAUCAAGAAGAAGGAGUGCGUGUACUUCGUGGAGAGCGCCAAGCUGUCGGACGCCGGGAGGGUGGUGUGUGAGUGCGGCUACAUGCGCCAGCAGCACUUGGAGGAGGCCACCAGGCCCCACGCUUCGCAGGGCAAGGACUGGGACCCAAAGAAGCAUGUCCAGGAGAUGCCAACGGAUGCCUUUGGCGACAUUGUUUUCACGGGCCUGGGCCAGAGAGUGGGAAAGUACGUUCGCCUCUCCCAGGACACCCCCCCGGGCGUGAUCUACCACCUCAUGACCCGGUAUUGGGGCCUGGACGUCCCCAGCCUCCUCAUCUCGGUGACGGGCGGGGCCAAGGACUUCAACAUGAAGCCACGGCUCAAGAGUGUCUUCCGAAGAGGCCUGGUCAAGGUGGCCCAGACCACAGGGGCCUGGAUCAUCACCGGCGGCUCCCACACGGGGGUGAUGAAGCAGGUGGGCGAGGCCGUGCGCGACUUCACCCUGAGCAGCAGUCACCACGAGGGAGAGGUCGUCACCAUCGGGGUGGCCACGUGGGGCACCGUGCACAACCGGGAGGACCUGAUCCACCCCUCGGGCGGCUUCCCGGCCGAGUACGUCGUGGAUGAGGAGGGCCAGGGGCACCUGACCUGCCUGGACAGUAACCACUCCCACUUCAUCCUCGUGGACGACGGGACCCACGGCCGCUACGGCGUCGAGAUCCCCCUGCGGACGAGGCUGGAGAGGUUCAUCUCCGAGCAGACAACGGAGAGAGGAGGCGUGGCCAUCAAGAUCCCCAUCGUCUGUGUGGUGCUGGAGGGGGGACCCGGCACGCUGCACACCAUCUACAACGCCAUCACCAAUGGCACCCCCUGCGUGGUCGUGGCGGGCUCGGGCCGCGUGGCCGACGUCCUUGCCCAGGCGGCCGGCCUGCCCAUGUCUGAGGUCACCAUCUCCCGGACCCAGCGGAGCCUGAGCGUGUUCUGCCAGGAGAUGUUCGAGACGCUUCCCGAGAGCAGGGUUGUGGAGUGGACCAAAAAGAUCCAGGACAUCGUGCGGAGGCGGCAGCUGCUGACCAUCUUCCGGGAAGGCAAGGAUGGCCAGCAGGACGUGGACGUGGCCAUCCUGCAGGCCUUGCUGAAAGCCUCCCGCAGCCACGACCACGUCGGCCACGAGAACUGGGACCACCAGCUGAAGCUAGCAGUGGCGUGGGACCGCGUGGACAUCGCCCGCAGCGAGAUCUUCACCGACGAGCGGCAGCGGAAGGCUUCAGAGCUGCACCCCGUGAUGGUGGCCGCCCUCAUCUCCAACAAGCCUGAGUUCGUGAAGCUCUUCCUGGAGAACGGGGUGCGGCUGCAGGAGUUCGUCACGUGGGACACCCUGCUCCACCUGUACCGGAACCUGGACCCCUGCUGCCUGUUCCACAGCAAGCUCCAGCAGGUGCUGGCCGAGGAGCCGGGGCGCCCGGCCCCCACGCCCCCCACGCCCCCCGCGCCCUGCCUGCAGAUGCACCACGUGGCCCAGGUGCUCCGCGAGCUCCUGGGGGACUUCACGCAGCCGCUGUACCCCCGGCCCCGGACCGGCGACCGGCCGCGGCUCCUGCUCCCCGUGCCCAACGUCAAGCUCCACCAGGUGCAGGGAGUGCGUCUCCGGUCCCUCUACAAGCGUUCGCCAGGCCACGUGGCCUUCACCAUGGACCCCGUCCGCGAUCUUCUCAUCUGGGCCGUCGUCCAGAACCGUCGGGAGCUGGCAGAGAUCAUCUGGGCACAGAGCCAGGACUGCAUUGCCGCGGCCUUGGCCUGCAGCAAGAUCCUGAAGGAGCUGUCUAAGGAGGAAGAGGACACGGACAGCUCGGAGGAGAUGCUGGCGCUGGCUGACGAGUACGAACACAGAGCCAUCGGGGUAUUCACCGAGUGCUACCGGAAGGACGAGGACCGAGCUCAGAAGCUGCUCACCCGUGUGUCGGAGGCCUGGGGGAAGACCACCUGCCUGCAGCUGGCCCUGGAGGCCAAGGACAUGAAGUUCGUGUCUCACGGAGGCGUCCAGGCCUUUCUAACCAAGGUGUGGUGGGGCCAGCUCUGCGUGGACAACAGGCUCUGGCGGGUGAUCCUGUGCAUGCUGGCCUUCCCACUGCUCUAUACUGGCCUCAUCUCCUUCAGGGAGAGGAGGCUGCGGGCGGGGCGGGGCCUGCUCCGGGUCCGAGCCUUUUUCAACGCACCCGUGGUCAUCUUCCACCUCAACAUCCUGUCCUACUUCGCCUUCCUGUGCGUGUUCGCCUACGUGCUCAUGGUGGACUUCCAGCCCACACCCUCGUGGUGCGAGUGCCUCAUCUACCUCUGGCUCUUCUCCCUGGUGUGCGAGGAGCUGCGCCAGCUCUUCUCUGACCCUGACGAGUUUGGGCUGAUGAAGAUGGCGCUCCUGUACUUCAGCGACUUCUGGAAUAAACUGGACGUCGGCGCCAUCUUGCUCUUCAUCGCAGGACUGACCUGCAGGCUGAUACCAGGGCUGCUGUACCCCGGACGCAUCAUCCUCUCCCUGGACUUCAUCAUGUUCUGCCUCCGCCUGAUGCACAUCUUCACCAUCAGCAAGACGCUGGGGCCCAAGAUCAUCAUCGUGAAGCGGAUGAUGAAGGACGUCUUCUUCUUCCUCUUCCUGCUGGCGGUGUGGGUGGUGUCCUUCGGGGUGGCCAAGCAGGCCAUCCUCAUCCACAACGAGCGCCGCGUGGACUGGAUCUUCCGCGGGGUGGUCUACCAGUCGUACCUCACCAUCUUCGGCCAGAUGCCGGCCUUCAUCGACGAUGUGCAGCCGGGUCUGUACGCCCUGGACGGACCUCGCUCGGUCACGGAGUGUGAUGCUCUUGACGUGAUGCCGGAUUCGGUCUGCCCGUGUGCUGUGGGAGGUUGUGCACCUGUGUUCAUGCAGGGCAUUGGUGUGAACUUCAGCCUAGACCAGUGCAGCCCCAACGGCACAGACCCCUACAAGCCUAAGUGCCCCGAGAGCGACGCCGUCCGGCAGGAGCCUGCCUUCCCCGAGUGGCUGACGGUCAUCCUGCUCUGCCUGUACCUGCUGUUCACCAACAUCCUGCUGCUGAACCUCCUCAUCGCCAUGUUCAACUACACGUUCCAGCAGGUCCAGGAGCACACGGACCAGAUCUGGAAGUUCCAGCGCCACGACCUGAUAGAGGAGUACCAGGGCAGGCCCCCCGCGCCGCCCCCCUUCAUCGUCCUCAGCCACCUGCAUCUCUUCAUCAAGAGGGUGGUCCUGAAGAUACCCGCCAGGAGGCGCAAGCAGCUCAAGAACAAGCUGGAGAAGAACGAGGAGGCCGCGCUCCUGUCCUGGGAGAUCUACCUGAAAGAGAGCUACCUGCAGAACCAGCAGUACCAGCAGAAGCAGCGGCCUGAGCAGAAGAUUCAAGAUAUUGGCAAUAAGAUCAGCACCGUGGUGGACCUGCUGGAAAUGGAGAGUCUGAAGCGGUCAGGCUCCACGGGGCAGAGACUGGCCUCCCUGGAGGAGCAGGUGGCGCAGAUGUCCAGAGCGCUGCACUGGGUCAUUAAGGCCCUGAGGGACGGAGGCUUCGGCUCAGAGGAGGGCAUCCCGGCCCCGGCCCCCCAGAAGGCCUCAGAGGGGCAGGACCUCGAGCUGGACGGCAGGCAGGAGGAGGAGGAUGUGGGCGACAGCCACCACGUGAACGCCCGGCACCUCCUGUACCCCGACUCCCACGUCACGCGCUUCCCGGUGCCCAACGAGAAGGUGCCCUGGGAGACGGAGUUUCCCAUCUACCAGCCGCCCUUCUACACAGACGACAGGAAGGACAAGGGCUUCGUGGACCCCGCGGGAAGUGCCCGUGAGCCUCCGUCCGGGAUCAGCUACAAUGCCGUGGAUGGACCCACAGACCGGAGGAGUUUCCACGGGGUCUACGCAGUGCAGGACGGGCUCCCUCUGAACCCCAUGGGCCGCACGGGACUGCGCGGGCGCGGAGCCCUGGGUUGCUUUGGACCCAACCACACGCUGCAGCCUGUGAUCACCCGGUGGAGGCGGAACCAGGACGGAGCCAUCUGCAGGAAAAGCAUCAAGAAAAUGCUGGAAGUGCUGGUUGUGAAGCACCCCCUCUCGGAGCACUGGGCCUUGCCAGGGGGCUCCCGGGACCCGGGAGAGAUGCUGCCCCGGAAGCUGAAGCAGGUCCUCCGUAGAGAGUUCUGGUCUUCCUUCCAGAACCUGCUGACGCAGGGCACAGAGGUGUACAAAGGGUAUGUGGACGACCCGAGGAACACAGACAAUGCCUGGAUUGAGACCGUGGCCAUCAGCAUCCACUUCCCAGACCAGAGCGACAUGGAUCUGAAGAGACUGAACUCUCACCUGCAUGCCUGUGACCCCGGGAUGUCCGUCCGAUGGCAGGUCGUGGACAAGCGCAUCCCGCUGUACGCCAACCACAAGACCAUCCUCCGGAAGGUGGCCGCUCUAUACGGGGCCUUCUACUGACCGUGGGCUCGGGUGGGCCCCGGCGCCAGGGGCAGGUGGGCUGGUCCCCCCAGGGUCCCCCCGGGGGCUCGGCCUGCCCGGGGCUCAGGCCACCCAAGGCACGUGCCGCCCUGGACUUCGGACGGGCAAGGGGCUGCCGCUGGGGCACUGCGGGGUGCAGUUUGGGAAUCUGCGGCCUCUCGCGGCCUCGAGUCGCUGACCGGAUGAGCCCGUGAGUUGGAGGGCGUCAGGGCGCCGGGAGGAGAGCCGAGGCAGGGCACGGCCUGGCUCUGGUCACACGGCCGCCCCUCAUGGUUGACGUGGCUCCUGGGAUCCCGCCAGCCGUGGCUGCCCCUGGCGGCCCUGGCCUCAGCCAGAGCGACUCCCUCCUGGUCCCCCACCAGACGUGCACUGGCCCAAGGCCUGCAUUCACUGGACAGGCAGGAGUGUGGCCUUGUCCCCGAGCCCACGCCCCGGAGAUGGCGCCCACCGUGACCUCACUCGGACCCUCACCUGCCCUGGGGCAGGACCCUGUGGGAGCCUCAGUCCACUGCCCUGGCCUCUCAGGCGGGGACCCUUUGUGGGGCAAGAGCCAGGCAAGCACACGCCUCCUCAGGAGGUCAGAGGGUGUCCGCCUCUGUGCCGCCCUGGGGAUCCAUGCACGGCACUCCCUGUGAGCCCAGGGAGGGGUCGGCAGGGGGCCUAGACGGCGGGGCCGCUCUGCUCGGUGUCCGGGACUCACAAGCCAUCGGCAUAAACAGCCAACGGUCAUCGGACCAGGAUAUGGUAAAGGCCCGCCAGCCUGGCCGGCCUCUUCUGUUUCCCGCAGAUAAAGUUACAGCCGUGGGCCACGGGCGGGGGGCUGUCUGGGCCACUGGAACCGCUUCCAGCCCACGGCCCGGCUGCCCGUGGCCCGUGGGCACCCCCCGUGGCAGUCUCCCAUGGGUUCCUGCCCUGCACGCCCCGCAGACUCCUAGCCCAGACUUCAUUUCCCCUCUGGCCCACCCACCCCCACCCCCAGUCUUCGCUGUCCCGGACCCAGCCUCCAGCAUCGGUCCCAGUGCCCGACGGGGACCUGGCGAGCCCGUGCCCAGGUGUGGGGGGCCCUUGGUUUUUUAUCUGGACUCCCAACUAGCAUUUAACGGGCAGCACCAAAUAAAAACAUUUUAGAGUGUGAGGACUCAAAGAAUGUGUUACUCGUGCAGCCUUUCUGAAGGAAUUUCUUUUUUUAAUUUUAAUUUAUUAUUUAUUAAUACAAUUUAUUGUCAAGUUAGUUAA
This is a messenger RNA of Suricata suricatta (meerkat), 7064 nucleotides long. It is a transcript of the gene TRPM2, whose product is annotated as transient receptor potential cation channel subfamily M member 2. Gene Ontology annotation, cellular component: membrane. Gene Ontology annotation, molecular function: ligand-gated calcium channel activity. NCBI's taxonomy places the organism in Eukaryota, Metazoa, Chordata, Mammalia, Carnivora, Herpestidae. The record is from RefSeq and is a predicted model, not a curated record. The transcript is spliced from 34 exons. Gene Ontology annotation, biological process: calcium ion transmembrane transport. Bases 1155 to 5807 code for a protein of 1550 amino acids.